Messenger RNA from Hemicordylus capensis (graceful crag lizard), 11065 nucleotides. It is a transcript of the gene NUDCD1, whose product is annotated as NudC domain containing 1. Lineage: Eukaryota; Metazoa; Chordata; Lepidosauria; Squamata; Cordylidae. The record is from RefSeq and is a predicted model, not a curated record. The transcript is spliced from 10 exons. Bases 230 to 1993 code for a protein of 587 amino acids.
GCUUCCGGUAGAAGCCGCAGAGACAGUAAAACGCAGAGGCAUUAACAAACCACAACUCCCAGCAUGCCGUGCUUCUUGGGGGCGCAGCACCCAGCAGUCUUAGCAGCUGCCGUUUGCCUGGGACUUCUCAUGCCUGCGUCUCUCUUGGUCUAGAUUAACUUGGUGCUUCCAUAACUUUCGCUUCCCACCAGCCGCUUUAUUAGCAGCCAGCCUCUUCUUGCCAAGAGGCAUGGAGGCGGCCGCGAAUUGCUCGCUGCGCGUCAAGCGGCUCCUCCUCGACCCCAAGUUUGAGGGCUACAAGCUAUCCCUGGAGCCGCUGGCCUGCUAUCAAGUGGGGCUCGAGUCUCCGGUAGCAGAAGUCAGACUUCGAGAUGAUCAGUACACGUUGGAUCACAUGCGCGCCUUUGGCAUGUAUAAUUACCUACACCUUGAUCCCUGGUACCAGGAUAACAUUUACUAUGUUGAUCAGCUUGGAAGAGUUAUGAAUUUAUCUGUUACUCUGGACACUGCCUUAAAAAAGCCGAGAGAAGUCUUCAGGCUCCCCGCAGACUUGAAAGCCUGUGAUGAUCGCCUUUGCGCGUCCAUCCAUUUUGCCUCUUCCAGCUGGGUGGCCCUUUCAGAUGGAACAGGAAGACUGUAUCUUAUUCAGACUGGCAAGCGUGGCGACGGCUCAUGUGAAAAGUGGGAAAUAUUAUUCAACGAAGAAUUUGCAAGUCCCUUUGUUAUAAUCGAUAGCGUCUCAUUUGUGAAGUCAGAUGCACAUUCAGUGGGUGUACUCCUCCUGUGGGUAGAAAAAGAUGAACUGGAUGUGCAAGGCAGUGGCUUCCAUGUUUCCUUGGAGUGGGUUACAAUUAUGAAAACAGCAAAAGAGGGUGAUCAAGAAUAUGAAAUCGCUAAGCGUCGAAUUCUUCAAGGAAAGUCAGUGCCUCAUUAUGCAGCUAUAGAACCCAGCGGUGAUGGCCUGAUGAUUAUUUCUUAUAAACCCUACACAUUUAUACAACAGAAUGAUGAGCACAAGCAUGAAGAAAGGGAAAAGGAGAAAACGGAAGAGAAAAAGAAAGAGCCCCUCUAUCUCUGGCAGCAAACCAAAGAUGAUUUGACAGUCACUUUGCACUUACCAGAAGACUUCACAAAAGAAGACAUACAAGUACACUUUUCUCCGGACCGGCUAAGUGUAGCUCUGAAAGAUCCUCUGCUUCCUGUAUUAGAAGGGACACUUUUUUCAUCUAUUGAUCAUGAAAGUUCAACAUGGAUACUUACGGAAAAUAAUAGUUUGGAAAUUUCUCUGAUUAAAAAGGAAGAAGGUCAUUUAUGGCCAGAGCUAAUUGUUGGUGACUCUCAAGGGGAAUUCAUCAUGGACCCUGCACAGAGUGCUGCCAUAGCUGAGAAUUUGAUGCAUCUCACCUCUGAUGAAAUGAAUCCCGACCCUAACAAAGAUAACCCUCCAUGCAAUGCCCAGGAAUUGGAAGAAUGUGAUAUUUUCCUUGAAGACAGCACAAGUUUGUGCAGGUUUGAUGGCAAUACCUUGAAGGCCACACAUGUGGUAAAUCUUGGAAGCAACCAGUAUCUCUUCUCGGCAGUUGUGGAUCCCAAGGAAAUGCCUUGCUUCUGCUUGCGACAUGAUGUCGAUGCUCUCCUCUGGCAGCCACACCCAGACCAGCAGGACAUGUGGGAGCACAUUGCUACUUUCAACGCCUUAGGUUAUGUGCAAGCAUCAAAGCAGGAUAAGAAAUUCAUGGCCUGUGCCCCAAAUCACUCCUUUUCAGCCCUGUGUGAGUGCCUGAGGCGAGUGUUCAUUUAUCGGCAGCCGACUCCUCUGAGGACUGUUCUCUACAACCGAAAGGAGGGAAGACAAGUAGGGCAGGUAGCCAAGCAGCUGGUAGCCACUCUGGAAGCUCAUGAUCCUGUUUUGGGGUUUCAGGCAACAAACGAGAGAUUAUUUGUUCUCACCACAAAAACCUUGUUUAUAAUCAAAGUAAUCACUGAGAAUUAGUGACCAAAUGUCUCCUAAGCUGCUCUGCAUUCAAAAUGGUCUCCUAUAAUGACUAUAUAGAUUAGCAGGAAAGUGCAUUGAUGUGCUGUCAAUGCAAAAGCAAUAUAUCGCAGGUACAGUUUUUUAAAAAUAUAACCAAAACUGAAUUUGUCUUUAUUUAAAACAUAUAAAGGUUUCCAGCAUUAUUAAUAAAUAUUGGUGGUGGGAAACCGCUAGUGCAAGGAAGUUGUUGGUUUUGUCCAACGCUUUCCAGUGUUGGAGACAGAAAUUGCUCCUGCAAAAUGGUUCAUGUUCUUCUUUCUAUUUUUCCAAAUAUAUGUCCAUCACAGCUCUUGUUAAUAGCUGGCUGAAAGUAGCUGGCCUUUUUAAUUUUUUUAAUUUUUUAAUUAUCCACAGUGGUUUCAAUCUGCCCUGCUAAAUAAAAUCAGUUCCCGUUUUGUGCGUGAUUAUAAAUUAAAAUGUAAAUUUCAGCUUAGUAAAACCUUUAAAAAAUUUUGUUUUCCAUUUCCAUUUAAAUGUCUUCAUAUUAUCUGCAGUGGCUUAUUGGAGAAAUGAUGGUCAAUCUGUGCAUCUAUUUUUCUCAGGCAUAUUUUAAAUUGAAGCUACACCUUCCCAUCUUGUGUAAAUGCAGUGAUCAGAUUUUGAUUGUAUUCUGGCUGCAGAUAAAAAUCUACAACCAUUUUAGAAAUAAAGUGGUAUUUUUUUAAAAUAAUAAUAAUAAUGUGUUGGUGCUCUUUUCCAUGACAUUGAGAUUUGAGACAGAGUAAGGAUUGGCAUGAAUUGUCCCCUUUGCUAAGCAGGAUCUGCCCUAGUUUGCAUUUGAAUAGGAGACCCCAUGUGAGCACUGCAAGAUACCCCUUAGGGGAUGGGGCCAAUCUGGGAAAAGCACCUGCAUGCUUGCAUCCAAAAGGUUCCAAGUUCCCUCUCUGGUAUCUCCAGAUAGGGCAGAAAGAGACUCGUUCCUGCAACCUUGGAGUAGCCACUGCAGGUCUGUGCAGACCAGGCCUGCUCAACUUUGGCCCCCUAGCUGUUUUUGGACCACAGCUCCCAUAAUCCCCAACCACAGUGGUUAAUAGCCAGGGAUUAUGGAAGUUGUAGGCCAACAUCUGCAGGAGGGCCAAAGUUGAGCAGGCCUGCUGUAGACAAUACUGAGCUAGAUGGACCAAUGGUCUGUCUCAGUAUAAGGCCACUUCCUGUGUUCCUAUGAAAUGCAUUAUGCCUACAGCUGCUGCCUCAGUUUAAGCAAACUCCCCCUUUGUUGUAAACCUCGCUGCCUACUGAGGUCAUCAGGAGAGGUCCAGUUGUGGUUGCUACUGCCUCGUUUGGUGGUGAUUUGGAACUGGGGCCUUCUCUAUGGCCACCCUGGAACCAUAGAGAAUAAGAGCUCCCCGAUCUCAUCUGCUUUCAAGAAAGCUCUCACACCUGUUUAUUCACACUUUUAGUUAAUCUUUUUCUACAUAUUAUUUUAACUGUUUCAAUUGUUUUGCUUGUUUUCUUGGCGGUGGUUAGAUUUUUUUUAAUUAUAUGUAAGCCGCAAGGAUUCCCAACCUGUGGGACUCCAGAUGUUACUGAACUACAACUCCAAUCAUCCCCCGUUACAAUUAAUUCACAGUUUGCUUCAUGUGUAAGGGUUACCAAACAACUGGGAUGGUUUCUCUCCACGCAUGUGUAGACUUAGCACAUCUAGAAGAUUGCUCAAGUCUCAGUUUAGAUCUUCUAGAAGCUUAACAAGUCUGCAGACCUAAUGCAGGGGAUAUCAAUUCAUACAGAAAAAACCAACUCCCUCCACAACUGGGCCAGUCAGCCCAGCUGUGAAAUGAGAUUUUACCAUAUGAGGAAAUGCUCCAGGAUAAAAGAACAAUGCAUCUAUUAUGCAGUAAUUCAUCUAUUCCAUACAAAUUAUAUUUUUGAAACCAAUAACUACUGAAAGCUAAUUUUCCUUAUCUCUUGUGACAGAUUAAGCAAAAUGAUAGAACACCCUUGUCAUUCCCCCCCCCCAAUAUACUUUAUUAUAGCAGACAGUACAGGGAAAGAAUGAACAGCAAACGUACCUUGACUUCAAAAGGAGUCUGACAGAUCACAUCUAACCAGAAAAAGGCUUUUCUCCUCUUGAUGAUACUUCUGCACACUUGUUAAGAACUGAAUGGUGCUUUCAAUGAAUCAUAGGUCUCUUGAUAUAUCUAAAGGCAAUCUAGUUCAAUCCAAGAAUUCAAGAAUGACAUGGGCAGCUGAACAUAAUCACCAGCAAGUCCACUGCCCGGGAAUGCAUUCCCAGUGGUUGUCUUGUACAAACUCGCCCAAGUCCUGUUCCUGAGCUAUAGGCCCAACACUCUACUAACUUUCUCUGCAAAUCUUGGUUCCAGAAAGUCAGUAGAAUGUCAGGAAGAAGGUUCGGAACCGGACUUGAGCAGACGUGUCCACCAUGCUGCUGAUUCCCAACAUUUGCCCAGCCAGUAGACUUGCCAGUGGUUGUGUGAACCCACUUUCUUUUAUCCAAAUCAUGCAUUAAACCUCUUAGUGUGCAGCUAGAAAGAGAUGGAACAAUGUUUUUACAUGUGGGCUGCUCACCUCCUUUCCAAGAAAGUUUAGUAAAACAAGUGUCCUAACCCAAACCAUAUGUUUCAAUGGUAUCCUGCCACCCAAGAUGUAUGGCAAUCUAAGCCUGAGAAAUUUCAUCUAAACCAUGGAUGUUUGGGGGUGGGCCCACUGCUGCCGCCACCCAAUCACAACUGUGCUAAAAUCUUAGAUUUUUCCAUUAAUUUUUAUGGAAUUAAAAAUUUCACUUACGCUGCAGAGGAGAGAUGCAUAGUGUCUAAGAAAUGAUAAAAACCAGUAUAGUGUAGUGGUUAGAGCAGCGCUACACAACUUUGGCCAUUCAGCUGUUUUUGUCUACAACUCCCAUCAUCUUCAGCCACAGUGGCCAAUAGUCAAGGAUGAUGGGGGCUGUAGUCCAACAUCUAGAGGAGGACCAAAGUUGUGCAGCACUAGCUUAAAGUGUGCAACUAGGACUAGGAGAUCAAGAUUCCCAUCCCUGCUCUGUUACGAAGCUCACUGUGUGAUCUUGGAUAAGUUAAUCUUUCACCCUAACCUAGCUCACAAGGAGGUUGUGAGGAUAAAGUGAGGAGAGGAUGUAGGAUGCCCUGAACUCCUUGAAAGAGUGAGAUAAAAUGUGGUCACAGUGUUGGACAAAGACUGGGGAGACCCGAGUUCAAAUCCCCAUUCAGCCAUGAAACUCACUGGGUGACUGGGCCAGUCACAUAUCUCUCAGCCUAAGCUACCUUACAUACUUGGAGGAAGAGUGGGAUAUAAAUGUAUAAAUAAAUAAAAUAUGUAUAUUCCACCCCUCCAGCGCAAUACUGCUCAGGACCACUCACAUUGCUAUUGCUGAUAAAGGAAUAAUAAAACAACAUUAAAAACACUUCCUCCCUCUCUCUCUCUGAUAAGGCAUAUUCUAUUGACGGUUGAUUAUGACAGAACUGUUUUUCAAAAAUAGCCCCCAAGGAAGAACAGUAGCUUAAAACACACAGGGCAUUAAAUUUAAAGAAUAAAUAACUUAUAACAAUCUGUUGUAAAUUAGACUUCUUUUUACAGAAGUAGAAAGAAACAGAUGCAUUUUUUGUUUUUUAAAAUGUAAUUUGAUUAGUUGGGUUGUACACUGAAUAAAUCAUCAUUCAAAUCAUAGCUUUUUCUCACCAAAGACAAUUCUGAAAGUGAUUUGGAAAUUACAAGGUACGUCUUCUAAUGAAGUUCCUUUUAAAUACCACCUGGAAAGCAAUUGUCUGCCUGAUUAUUAGGAACAACACAAGGAAAAAGCGAGAAAAAAAUUACAUAAUUGAUACUUUGCACCUUGCCAUUUAAGGUAUAUGUCAAUCACUGUGCCAGAUGCUCCAAGCACUGUAGACACAAAUAUUCAUACACAUUGGUCAUGCCACAAUAUAUAAUGGCUGACAUGUUCCACAGCCUUAGGAGGGUGAGGCAAGAGCUCUGCUGCUUCAGGGAGCAGGAAAACUAGCUGCCCUGCAGGCAAUUUACCUGUAAUUUACUCGCUCCUUGAGAUCUUGCUCUGCCUUACCAAGACUGUGGAGCAUGGCAGUCACUGACUUGGAUUCAAAGAACUGUGAGAAAAUGUAUUAGUGCUAUUGUGUACAUUCUAGCAGAAGACUUCUUGCAGUAUAGUGCCACAAUGGUUUUGGAGGCUGUUGUACUAUAUGAACUCUCGUACAAGGGUUCCCAACCUUUUAUAACAAGUGUACCCCUUCUGUUGCAACCUUCAGUUCAGGUACUCCAUAGAGAUUUUUUAUCAUGCACAUACAAAUUAAAAUGCUACACUUAUGAGACAGGCUAUUCCAGUCACUAGCUUUCAUCCAGACUAAGUUACUCAUGAGUAAUCCUAUUGAAAUUAAUUGGACAAGUAAAUUUUUCUCAAUUUUAAUAUGAAUGCAUAUGAGUAACUGAAUAUAAGCCGGUGACUGGAGCAGUCGGUCUCAUAACUGUAACCUGUGUGUGUGUGUGUACAUAUGAAUGUACGUACAGGUUACUACUACUACUAAGCAAAGAUAAAGUGUGCCAUCAAGUCGAUUUUGACUCCUGGUGCUCACAGAGCCCUGUGGUUUUCUUGGGUAGAAUACAGGAGGGGUUUACCAUUGCCAUCUCCUGCGCAGUAUGAGAUGAUGCCUUUCAGCAUCUUCCUAUAUCGCUGCUGCCCGAUAUAGUACCAGCGGGGAUUUGAAUCGGCAACCUUCUGCUUGUUAGUCAAGCAUUUCCCCUCUGCGUCACUUAAGGUGACACCACCACCACCACCACCACUACUACUACUUAUAUUUAUAUACUGCUUUGCUGUGUAAAGUUUCCAAAGUGCUUUACAUAGAAAAAUAAAGAAUAAGAUGAUUGCCUGUCCCCAAAGAACUCACAAUCUAAAAAAGAAACAUAAACACCAACACCAGCCCCUGGAGGGAUGCUGUACUGGGAUGGAUAGGGUCAGUUGCUCUCUCCCAGUUAAAUAUAAGGGAAUCACCAACUUAAAAAAUGCCCUGCCAACCCCGUUGUCAGGGGUUACGGGCUGCUCCGGUCAGCGGCCCACAUCCACAAUAAGUUACUCUUAAGCAGUCUGAGGGUGUGUUGGCUUCAAUCCAGCAAUCCUCAGACGGGGAACAAAUAGUAUACAACUGCCCCUUGGGAAGGCAGGAGGACUCUGAGGACCCCUUGGGAGCCCUUCAAGUACCCCAGGGGUAGUAGCAGUGUUCUGUCUAAGGUGUGUGCACGUGCGUGCACUCUGGUUUUCGAUGUCUGCUCAGUUAAUUUUAGAUCCCGCUCAGGCUGAAUCAGGAAGGCCCCACACCUAAUACGUGUGUGCACACACUGCCUUGAUACUCCUGCCCAGAACAAAACUCAUUCCAUACACAGAUGAAAAAAAAAUUUUUUAGAGAGAACGCUGAGUACUAAUACCCCCUGUUGGGAAGCCCUGCUUUAAUGGACUAUAAAACAGUUCUGAGAGAGAGCUUGCACAAACGGAAGAACUUUACUUUACUUUUCUCACAGAAUAGUUCUUGCAUGAGCACAAGAGACUGUGCUAGUGGAAAGGUACUUUUGGAUGCCUGCCAAUGGUUCUAGGCAAGCUUACUGCCAGCAGCCAGUAUUACUAAACUAUAAAUGCAAGCUUUCCCCAAACAGCAUAGAGAUCCAAUUAUUUUCCUCCUCCACUCCUUUACAGCUAAACUUUACAUGCAGCCCUCAGUGAGGGAGGGCAGGGUGCCACUUUGUCUGAAGGAGGCAAUGGUUAGAUCUCUUCUUCAGAAGCCCGCUCUGGAUCCCCUGAUAGUGGAUAAUUAUAGGCCAAUCUCCAACCUCCCAUGGUUGGGUAAAAUGAUUGAGAGGGUGGUGGCUGACCAGCUCCAAGCGGUCUUGGAGGCAACUGAUAUAAACCUAUUAUCUGGCUUUAGGGUGGGCUAUGGUGUUGAGAUGGCCUUGAUCGGCCUGAUAGAUGACCUUCAGCAGGGAAUUGACAGAGGGAAUAUUACUUAACGGGUUCUCGGUGGCUUUCGAUGCCAUCAUCAUCAUCAUCAUCAUCAACCAUGGUAUAUGUCUGGAUCGCCUGAGGGAUUUGAGGAUUGGAGGCACUGUUUUACAGUGGUUCCAUUACUAUGUUUCGGGUAGAUUUCAGUUGGUGGUACUUGGUGACAGUUGCUCUUCAAAAUGGGGAGCUGCUAUAUGGAGUCCCUCAGGGUUCAAUUCUGUCACCAAUGCUUUUUAACAUCUACAUGAAACCGUUCUGGAUGAGGUUACACUCCCCCAGAAAAAACAGGUUUGUAGCUUCAGAGUGCUCUUGGACGUGCAUCUCACCUUGGUGCCUCAGGUGGAGGCUGUGACCAGGAGUGCUUUUUACCGACUGCAAUUGAUUUGAUAACUCCACCCUUUCCUUGAGGAGAAUGACCUAAAAACAGUGGCAACCUCCAGGUUGGACUACUGCAAUGUGCUCUAUGUAGGGCUGCCUUUGUAUGUAGUUCUGAAACUUCAGUUAGUCCAAAAUGCGGCAGCCAGAGACCACAUUAUUCCUGUUCUCAAACAACUGCACUGGCAGCCAAUAUGUUUCAAGGCAAAGUACAAAGUGCUGGUUAUUACCUUUAAAGCCCUGAUGGCUUAGGUCUGGGUUACCUGAGAGAGCGUCUUUCCCUUCCAGAUCCCCACCGCUCAUUGAGAUCAUCAGGAGUUCAUCUGCCUGCAACCUGGGACUGGGCCUUCUCACUUGUUUCUUCUAGGUUGUGAAACACACUUCUCGUGGAUAGAAGGGGAUUAUCUUCCUUGGAGGCCUUCAGGAGACCCAUCUUUUUAGCCUGGCUUUUAAUGAUAUUUAAAUGUUUAAUUUUAGUGUUUGUGUUUUUUAGUGCAAACCAUCCUGAGCUGCUUUAGGAAGGGCGGUAUUGAAAUAGAAUAAAUAAAAUACACUGCAGGUGGCCAGCUAAAUAGGGAGAUAAAGGGGAACCAUCUAUUAAAAUGCGGUUGAAAGAGAAAGUAACUAUCACACCAAAUGAAAGCAAUAGGACCACUGAUUCUGGUCACUUCCUAAUCACCAUUACCUUUCAUGUCAUGUGCAGGGAACCAUGAUCUUUUCCCCAGAUAUGCAACCAGUUACAUAUAUAACCUAGAAUACUGUCACCACCGAUUCCUGCCAUAUCCUUUACAUUAUGCAUUAUGCAUUCUGGCCAUAUCUUCCCUUGGCAAAAUAUUCAUAGACCAAGGCACCCACCCAGUUUGUUUAGUACAAGCAUUUUUACCCUGAAGUUGUCUGAGUUGUUAUUCAUUGUGAAGGGUGUCACAGCGGAUUUAUACAAAGUCUGUUCAUUUAACUUUGCUGAUGGCAAAGCACAGGCUCCCUUCUUUGGAAAUGCAACAAAUGCUUCUCCACACAAUCUGAGAGUCUAUAUUUUUCUGAAAGAUGUUAAACCACUGGAUAGUGGAAGCCAGAAUAUCAGCAACUUUAUCUCAUAGAAACAUAAGAAACUGCCUUCUACUGAGUCGGACCAUUGGGCCAUCUAGCUCAGUAUGGUCUACACAGAUUGGCAGCGACUUCUCCAAGUUUGUAGGCGGGAGCAGUGGUGGAUUUAAGGAGAGGCACAGUAGGCACUUGCCUACAGCAGCAAAAUUUGAGGAGUGGCAAAUUGCUGCUCCUCAAUUUUUGCCGCGCCUCUCUGGGGGUGAGGGCAGUUGUAGGGUGUGUGGGGGAGGGGGCGAAUUGAAAGCUCCUUCUUUAAAAUUUUAAAUUUUAAGCUCCUUCUUUAAAAUUUCCCCCUUUUAAAAGGGCGAAAGCCCCCCUUUACCUUUGAAAUACUACUGCCUCCACGGUGCUGGUGGGAUGGGGCAGCGAGGGAGAGCUCCCUCCACGCAACAGUGGGCACUGCUAGAAGGGGGAACUUUCCCCUCGCCCCACCAUCAUCCUCCCUGCUGCAGCUGCUGCCUCGCCAUCCUGCCGGAGCUGCACACCAGCAUUUUAAAGGUAAAUGGAGGGACUUGCCCCUUGCCCACCAACACUCACUGCAGCUGCCACUGCAACUUUAGCUGCCCCAUCCCACUGCACAGCGACAGUUUUCAGGGGGGAAAGGGGGGACUUUACCUUUGCUCCCCACCACCCUCGCAGCAGACCAGUGGCCACCCAGAAAAGGACUUCAAAUACUUGGCCUCUAACGGGUGGCAAAAGGCUUAAUCCGCCCCUGGGUAGGAGUCUCAGCCCUAUCUUGCAGAUUCCAGGGGGAGAACUUGGGACCUUCUGCAUGCAAGUAUGCCAGUGCUCUUCCCAGAGCAGACAUAUAGUAUCUCAUUCAAAUGCAUACCAGGGUGGGCCCUACUAAGCAAAGGGGACAAUUCAUGCUUGCUACCACAAGGCCAGCUCUCCUCCCUAGGCCAGCUUUCCUGUUGUCUUUUCUGGCAAAAAGCUCUCUGUAGUGAUCAGCUACACCUCUUCUAAAGAGUGAACUGGAAGUGAAUCCUGUCCUGACUGGCAGGCUGGUGAACUCCAUGGCUCAGCCAAUCAGCACACCAGGUGGGUGGGACCUAGAGAGCUGUUGGGAGGAAGGAGAGGCUCAUUGUCAGAAUAAGCAGGCUGGGGGUGAGAGCAGGACGUGUGGCUAUGGAGUAUGGCUGCAGAAGGAUGGCUGAAGAUCUUGGAAGAUAGGACUGCAAGGACAUGAUUCUCAACCAGGGUUUUGGUGAGUUCAAGACAAAGGAAGCCAGGGCUUGGGCUUUGGGACAUUUGGUCUAGGGAAUGUUUGUUUAGUCAGAUUUUGUGUUAGACUUUCAUUUUCUAUUGUGUGCACUUUGUAUAUCCCUGAAACUGUUCUAUGAUUGUUUAUCUGUAACGUAACUAAAACUAAGAAACACUAGACUUCGGCCAUCCAGCCAGGGCGUUGCAAAUGUCUCUGUAAGCUUUUGAGUAUGCUUUUGUAUUCUCCUACAAAGUGUGCCUCCCCAACAUCAUCUGUGGUGCUUCUUGAAGUAUUCUUGUAACUUACUGGGUAUUUUUACCUGUAAUUAAAAGCUGAGAAAGCCUCAGCGGAAGCAGUCUGUGGCAUUUGAAUACAA